AUGCAAGAGGUGCUUCGACUGAUUCGCUCUUCUCCGCAUUCCACGACGAAUCCAGUAAGGGACCACACAAAAUUGCUCCUAGAGUGCAUCUGUGAUGGUCUCGCCAAAAACAUCCGGGAGCUGGAAGAAGUGUCUAAACUGACACUCUCCAAACCACUGAGGAACGUUGAAGACGCGUUGUGUGAUUUGGCUGCAAAUCGCUUUGUUGAUGUACAGGAAACGGCUGAAGGUUCGCUAUUGACAGCCACACAACUAGGCAGAGCAGCACUGGUGUCUUCUCUCCCUCCGGAUGCCGCGUUGUUUGUGUUCGCUGAUCUUCAACAAGCAACCAAAGCAAUUGCUCUUGACACGGAGCUUCAUAUGCUGUAUUUGGUCACUCCAACUAAUUGUUCCCUAUGGCAGGGAUGUGAUUGGAACCAUCUGCACGGAAUUUUCUCAAAACUCUCUGUUGAAGAGAAACGAGUGGCUAAAUUGGUGGGCGCGAGUGAUCGCUUCAUUGUCUCACGCCUUCGAAGCUCAAGCAUUUCGACGUCUGAUCGAAGCUACCAGCUCCAUUUGCGCUUCUUCUCUGCGCUUGCUCUCUUCGAUGUGGUCAAUGAGAAAUCAAUUGACGAGGUUGCUCGUCGAUUCAGAAUCAGCCGUGGCACUCUCCAAACUCUUCAACAACAAAGUGCCACUUAUGCGGGUUUCGUUUAG
Messenger RNA from Cooperia oncophora, 696 nucleotides. NCBI's taxonomy places the organism in Eukaryota, Metazoa, Nematoda, Chromadorea, Rhabditida, Trichostrongylidae. The record is from the annotation of a GenBank genome assembly.